Molecule: messenger RNA, 3757 nt
Organism: Caretta caretta (loggerhead turtle)
Lineage: Eukaryota; Metazoa; Chordata; Testudines; Cheloniidae
Gene: THEMIS
Product: thymocyte selection associated
Biological process (GO): T cell receptor signaling pathway
Cellular component (GO): nucleus; cytoplasm
Source: RefSeq, a predicted model, not a curated record
UUCCCAGAAGUUGCUGGCCUUUAGACACCAAAUGCAUGUGCUGCCUUAACACAGACCAUGGCAUCAAACCUGACAAAAUUCAUCCAUUCCCUGGAUCCAAGAACCCUCCCCAGGGUCCUCCAAAUCCAGUCAGGCAUCUACUUCCAAGGCUCCGUUUAUGAAAUGUUUGGAAAUGAAUGCUGCCUGCCAACCGGAGAAUUGAUUAAAGUUACUGGGUUCAAAGUUAAUAAGAUCAUUGCAAGCAUCUGCGAGAGUAAUGAAGACGACCAGUGCUCAGCCAGAAUUGAAUUGCCCCUGAAUUUUCCAGGUCUUUGUAAGAUUGUGGCUGAUAAAACUCCAUAUCUCAGCAUUGAAGAAAUCACAAGAAAGGUUUCUAUUGGGCCAACGCGACUGGGCCAUCCUUGCUUCUAUUGCAAUGAAGACAUAAAACUGGCAAAUCUCACCAUCAAACAAGGUGAGCAGAUCAUGUUCAACUCUGUGGAAGAGGUCAACGGGACACUGACUGUGAACUGCGGAGUGGUAAGAGAUAACCAGUCUCACUCAUUUAUUUUGCCAUUCUCACAAGAAGGAGAGUUCUAUGAAUGUGAAGAUGACCAUAUUUACACCCUGAAAGAGAUUGUUGAAUGGAAAAUCCCAAAAAGUAGAAACCGGAUUGUGAAAUUUACCAAUCUGUUACAUACAUGGGACUCCUCUAAUCCACUUCCUGAAAAUUUUGAUGGCUGUCUGAUUCUAGCACCAAUCUACGAAGUACAAGGAGUGAUGAAAUUUCGAAGGGAUAUAGUUCAUAUCCUCUCUGAUCUAGACAUUGAAGUCAUAGAUGUAACAGAUGGUUAUGAUAUUAGCUCUUUCCUUCAGCCAUUAUCCAUGGAAGAUGUAUUUGAAAGGACAAGCAAAGAAUUUCCGAUGGUUGCUGAGGUUAUAGAAGGGCCCACAGGAAGACAGCAACCUUAUAAUUUAUUAUGUCCUGGGAAAGAAAUUGUCAUUCACAAAAAGUACCAGGCAAAAAGAAUCCUUGCAUCUGAGAUCAGAAGUGAUUCCCACAAAAGACACUUUUUAAUUCCUGCCAGCUACAAAGGAAAGUUCAAGAGAAGACCUCGGGAGUUUCUAACUGCCUAUGACCUGGAGAUAGCAAGAAGUGACAAGGAGCAGCUUCAUGUUGUAGCAACUAAAGCCUUUGAUUCUCCCCAUGCAGAAUUGUUUUCUGUUUCCGUUGGAGACCAGUUUCUAGUUCAACAGUGCCAGACUGGUGAAGUCAUAUACCAGGGAAGGAAGAAAGUGAUAGAUGUUUUGGCCUGUGAACAAAUACUAAGUGAGGCCUAUAAGAAAGUGCUUCUUCCUAUGUAUAUGGAAGGUGGCUUUGUUGAAGUGAUUCAUGACAAGAGACAGUACCAGCUUUCAGAGCUUUGCAAAGAGUUCCGCUUGCCCUUUAAUGUCAAAGUGUCUGUGAGGGAUCUCUCCAUUGAGGAGGAUGUCUUGGCUGCUAUGCCUGGACUGCAGCUUGAAGAAGAAAUCACAGACUCCUACUUGCUAAUCAGCAGUGCUGGUGAUCCUGCAGACAGUUGGGAAAUUCCUGUGUAUCGUCUAAAUAUGUCUGUUCAGUUGCUCAGCAAACCUGUUGACGAAACUGUAUCCUCCCCAACUAGAACUAUUGUGGAAGAGAUCAGUGAAGAACAAUAUUACAUGGUGAGGAGAUUUGAAAACCAAGCCCUACACCCACCACCCAGACCUCCCAAAAAGCCAACAACACUGGAAUCAAAACCUCUUCUCACUGUGCCAGAGCGAAGUGUGUCAGAUGCACUGCAUGCUGUGAAGAAUCUCUAUGUAGACACCACUAAGAAACCGUGCUCAGACCAAGCUACUGCUGUUUCAGAAUUACAAGUUAGUUGUCAGAAUGAUUUAGUGCACUGGGAGAAUGAGGACGACGUGACUGGGACAGCAACAUUACUGGACACCAGUGUGAUUAAAGGUCCAAUAAACAAUAUGCUUCUGACGUAUGGAACAGAAAAGGAACUGGAGGAGAAGCACACCUAUGAAUAUGUGGAUGAAAACGUAAUUGAAAACAUAAGGAAAAAAUUCCAAGAAAGCACAGUUCAUCAUAAAACGUAUCCCCUGAAGAAGAAGAGGGAAGAAACCUCUAAAAUGGAAUAAUACUGAAAUUAACCCGAAAUGACUGGAAAACUGCAUAUAUUAUGUAAUAAGAUCAUCCACAACUACAAGAACAAACGAAUCACGAAAGAAACACCGUCUUCCUUCUGUCUCAUGAAAAGCUCCCAAGGCUGCAAUUCAACUACACCAAGCCCCUGAGAAACUAAACUACUUUCACAAUCAUAAAUAAAAAGUCAUGCACGGUACUGGUUCCCCUAGUAAAUAUUUAUUCACAAAUUCAUAUAAUUAUGCCAAUUAGGAUACAAUUUUGCCUUCUCAGUGCACCCAAGACACCCAUUGAUUUCCUAGGCCACUGUAUGGCACUUGCUCCAGGCCAAUUCCUUAUUCUAAAGUGUCCUAUAAUUGUAAAUGUUUUGGGGAGAGAGGGUAAAGUAAUUCCUCAUUUAAUUAAACACUUGCAAAUGUUCCGGGUUGAGUUUCAGGUGUGGUGUACUCAAAAUUACCAAGGGACAGAUUCUGCCACCCUUUCUGGUUCUGCGUAGUACCUUACUGUGCAGAUAGUACCUUUGCUUCACAAGUAAUCCCAUUGAAAUCAAUGCAAGUGCUCACAGAGUAAAAUACUACCCAGUGGGAGUAAGGGUGGCUGAACCUGGAACAAAGUAAAUCAGAGUAUUUUGGGUUAGAUUGUGUCCAUAUGGGGGAUAGGAAGGGCUGAUCUUCUGGGCUCCUGGAGUAGGAGCCACUAAGAAUCAUAGCCUCUUUGUUCAGGAAGAGACAGUUGCUCAGUCUGGGAGUUAUUUGCUGAAAACAGAACAAGGAAGCAUGGGGAGGGGUGAGAGCAGGCGGAGUCAUGUCUCCGUCCUCCCUGUGCGUUGUGAGCAGGGAGGACGCUGCACUUUUAAAAAGUUAUGUAGCAAAUUAUUCUCCCAUCCACACCCAAGCACAACUGGGCCAGUGCAUCUCCACACAGCCUUUCAAUGGGCUGUGCCAAACAGGAGCCAUUAGGUCUUGAUUAACGCUCUAUCUGUUACAUACAAAUGGGUAACUGCCUGUAACAAAGAAUAUCCCAAGACAAGUGAGGUCACGGGAAAAAGAGCAUACCAGAUUCUUCAUAUUUUUUAAAAAUUUGCUUUAAAAUGUUUUCCUUUUUAAAAAUAUUUUUGAAAAAUGAAAAAUAAGUGCUUAGACAGUUCCAUGAGAGGUGAAGGGUUUGCUGGAUGCAAAACCUACCUGAUGAGCAUCUGAGGUACAUUCAUUGGUGCCCUACCACUAUCCUUCUUAGUAUUGUGGAAAUAGCAAUUAUGGUGGGUAUUUCUGCUUAUUUAGAUGAGGAUGCUUUUAAAUCUAGCUGUGAAUGUACGAGCAGUGCUGAUAUGGGAAACAUACAUUCUGUACUCUCAUAUUACAAAGCAACGAAGCACCAAAAAUGCCUACAACAUUUUUCUGUAAAUAUUUUUAAAGAAAAAAUCCCUACGAUAUAUAGUAUACCCUGAAUUGCUGAUAGGAAAUCCAUGGAAUGGUUAGUUACCUGUAUGGUAAAUUCAUUUAGGAUUUCUUUGCACUGUUUUAUAUUAAUUUAAUUAGGGUAAAUCCUUUUCCUUACUAUAACCAUUGUUUAAAUUAUUCCAAUUACUAAACAGUACUUCAGAGA